Messenger RNA from Oryzias melastigma (Indian medaka), 3418 nucleotides. Its product is annotated as gastrula zinc finger protein XlCGF57.1-like. NCBI's taxonomy places the organism in Eukaryota, Metazoa, Chordata, Actinopteri, Beloniformes, Adrianichthyidae. The record is from RefSeq and is a predicted model, not a curated record. Gene Ontology annotation, cellular component: nucleus. The transcript is spliced from 2 exons. Gene Ontology annotation, molecular function: RNA polymerase II cis-regulatory region sequence-specific DNA binding; DNA-binding transcription factor activity, RNA polymerase II-specific. Gene Ontology annotation, biological process: central nervous system development; negative regulation of transcription by RNA polymerase II; regulation of cytokine production. Bases 171 to 2048 code for a protein of 625 amino acids.
GACUCUAAAUUGUCCCUAGGUGUGAAUGUGAGAGUGCAUGUAUGUGUGAUUGAGGCCCUGUGACAGACUGGCGACCUGUCCAAGGUGUACCCCGCCUUCACCCAUCGGCAGCCGGGAUAGGCUCCCGCACCCCCGCGGCCCCGAAAGGAAGGAAGCGGUCAAGAAGAUGGAUGGAUGGAAAAGCCGCUGCACGAGUCAAACCCCGGUAUUUGCUGACUGAGGAGGAUCUCUGCAACCAGCAGAGGAACUUCAGAGUGGACCAGGAGAAUCCAGAAUCUCCACAGAUUAAAGAAGAACCAAAGGAAACAAAACUUCUACAGAUUAAAAUGGAGCAAGAGGAACCAGAACCUCCACAUAUUGAAGAGGAACAAGAGUAUCCAGUAUCCCCACAGAUUGAAGAAGAGCAGGAGGAACCCCAAACUAUACAGAUUAGGAACACUCAUACCUUAAUGGAGAUUCCUACUUUGGAGGAACAUGUUGACAGUGAAGCAGAUGGAAACAAUCAGCUGAGCUUUAAUGGAACUGAUAGUCAGGAUGAAGAAGGAAACCAACAUGAAGAAUCAACAUCAACUCCAGAUGAAGAGACAGAGCCACAGAGCAGAGAUCAGAGGAAGAGAAGAGACAGAAGUCAUGUCCAAAGUGUGGUCAGCUCUUACAUGUCAGAAAGUCAGUGCGACUCUGAUGUUAGUAAAAAGUUCAAGAGGACAACUUUGGUGAAGAAAUGCAAACAAUCCCUAAAGGAAAAUAGACGUUACUCUACAAAGUCUGGUAAAAGAACAAGAAUUCCACACGAUGUGUCUGUCCACAUGAGAAUUAAGUCUGAUGAAAGACCUUAUGUCUGUAAAGAAUGUGAUAACAGUUUUAGUCAUGUAAAUAAACUUAAAAGACACAUGAGAAUUCACACAGGAGGGAAGCCUUUUAUGUGUAGAGAAUGUGAUAAAAGUUUUAGUCAAAAAUGUAAUCUCAAAACACACAUGAAAACUCAUACAGGAGAAAAGCCCUUUAUGUGUAAAGAAUGUGAUAGAAGUUUUAGUAAUCCUUCUCAUCUCAAAUCACACAUUCGAACUCAUACAGGAGAGAAGCCUUUCUCGUGUAAAGAAUGUGACAAUAUUUUUAAUGAUAAAUCUCAUCUCAAAUCACACAUGAGAAUUCAUACAGGAGAGAAGCCCUUUAUGUGUAAAGAAUGUGAUAGAAGUUUUAGUGUUAAAUCUAGUCUCAAAAGACACAUGAGAAUUCAUUCAGGAGAGAAGCCCUUUAUGUGUAAAGAAUGUGAUAGAAGUUUUAGUGUUAAAUCUGGUCUCAAAUCACACAUUCGAACUCAUACAGGAGAGAAGCCUUUUUCGUGUCAAGUAUGUGACAAAAGUUUUAGUGAUGCAGUUUCUCUCAAGAGACACAUGAGAACUCAUACAGGAGAGAAGCCUUUUUCGUGUGAAGUAUGUGACAGAAGUUUCAUUGAUGCAGUUUCUCUCAAAAGACACAUGAAAACUCAUACAGGAGAAAAGCCUUUUAUGUGUAGAGAAUGUGACAGAAGUUUUAGUAUUAAAUCUAGUCUCAAAGAACACAUGAGAACUCAUACAGGAGAGAAGCCUUUCUCGUGUAAAGAAUGUGACAGAAGCUUUAGUGUUAGAUCUGGUCUCAAAAAACACAUGAGAACUCAUACAGGAGAGAAGCCUUUCUCGUGUAAAGAAUGUGACAGAAGUUUUAGUAUUAAAUCUAGUCUCAAAGAACACAUGAGAACUCAUACAGGAGAGAAGCCUUUCUCGUGUAAAGAAUGUGACAGAAGCUUUAGUGUUAGAUCUGGUCUCAAAAGACACAUGAGAACUCAUACAGGAGAGAAGCCUUUUUUGUGUCAAGAAUGCGACAAAAGCUUUAGUCAAAUAGCUCAUCUCAAAUCGCACAUGAGAACGCAUACAGGAGAGAAGCCUUUCUCGUGUACAGAAUGUGAUAAAAGUUUUAGUCGAAAAUCUCAACUCAAAAGACACAUGAGAAUUCAUACAGCAGAGAAGCCUUUUUUAAAGCAAGGGAAACCCACAGUAGGGGAGCCAUGAAGAAAGGAUAAUAAUGUUUUAAAUAGGAAGGUUUAAGUAUUGCAAAAAAACAUUUUCCCUUAUUUUAAGCGCCAUGUAAAAUUAAAAUUUAAAAAGUGUAUUAUAAUGUUCAGUGCUCACUAUUAACAAUCCAAAGGCAGUAUUUCUGAUCCAUUCAUGCAUUUCUGAGUAAUCAUCUAAAAAUUUGUGCUCUGAGCACCAGUCCCUCCUAACCCACAUAAACAAGCUGACAUCACAAAGUAAGGACGGCCCCUUUCAGGAAGUGUCUACACUGCUAGCACUGCCCAAGGCUAAACGCCUUUUUAGCAUUGAGUCUGAGAAGAAAUGGGUUCCUAGCACCUAAUAAACAAAGACAGAUUAGAUCUAUAUGGAUAUAGUUUACUCUGAAAGGCUUAAGAAUGACACGAUAAAGACCUUAAAAUGGUCUGUCAGUUGGUAAAAUGAAGUUGGUUUCUAAAACACUUCACUGCUGACAAGCUGUGUGGAGAUUCUGCUUUUAUUUUCCAGCAGAACUUGGAUCAUUUCCACUGUACUAAAGGUACCUAAAGCUGCUUAUCCCUAUACAUCUGUUUCUGUGUUUGAUCAACCAGCAAAUUCCCUGACCUGAACCAAUAAAAAAUCUAUGAAGUGUUUUUAAAGAGGAAGAUGAGACAGCAGAGCCAACAAUGAAGAUGAGCUGAAGUCAGCUAUCAAAGCAACCUGAGCUUUCAUUCCAUGUACACAGAGCCACAGGCUGAUGGCCUCCAUACCACAUUGAUGCAGUCAUUCAAUGAAAAGGAGGAACAAGUGAUUAUUGAAUGCAGGGAAAAGAACAGUUUUCUGAAAUCUGACAUGUGCUGAAAACAUCCUUUAUGCUUCUUCUGAUAGAAUAUUCUCAUUUUCUAUUUUUAGGUUUUCUAUCAGCCAAUAUGAUCACAUUGAUCGAAAUAGAGGAAUAAGUAAAUAAUUCUAUACAUCAUGAGUUUCACUUAUUGUAUUGACAAAAGUAAUAAACUUUUAAACUAUACUUUUUUAAGAUACCCAUGUAUAUAUAAAUGUGUUGUUUUGAAUUAUUAAAUAUAUUAGAUUAAAAUUGUAAAGACAUUUUGAUCAAGUUCAAUUUUUGUCGGUUACAUUUGUAGUGUAAGUUUUUGUACUUUUAUUGUAUUGUUUAAAAGUGUUUAAGUGAACCAUUGUGGUUUGAGUUUAUGCUAAGACAAUGUUGUCUAUCUGUCUGUUACCAUGACAACACUAGAAUUAUUUCAAUGCAUCUCUAAUUCUAACACUUUUUUAUGUGAUUUGUGAACAUUUCAAUAUUGUUUUUGAUAUAAAAUAAUCACUGUUUAUAUGUUGUUGAGUCAUGUUAAUAAAUAACUAUUUUGUGAAGAAAA